AUGGAUCCUUCUCCUCCUCAAGAUGAUUUUAGCUUCCCAACAAUCACCAAUACACCGCCGCGAUUCCUUGAAUCACCACCUUUAUGGAGAACAACGUUAGUUGCCUCUAGUGACCUCCAGAAUAACUCUGAUCAUGAUCAUGAAGAAAAAUUGGACAUGUCUCCAUUGAUAUCCAAUAAGUCUAAUUACAUCAACCAAAGAAAGAGCUUCUCACACAUAGAAGGUGUUCUUGCCAUGAAGAGAAUGAUUGAAGAUGAAGAUGAAGAAGAAGAGAAAAUGGACAUGUUAUGGGAGAAUUUGAAUGAAGAAAUGUCUAACAAAAUUAUGACAAAGACUUCAUGUGGGAAAAAUGCAAAGAAGGUGGAAUAUAAAUGUGCUAAAUCUUUGAAUCUUUCCAAAGCAAGCAAAAGGCCAAGCUUGGUGGUUCUCAUCAAAGUCUUGAAAAAGGUGUUCUUGUAA
Messenger RNA from Solanum lycopersicum (tomato), 459 nucleotides. RefSeq lists its product as uncharacterized. NCBI's taxonomy places the organism in Eukaryota, Viridiplantae, Streptophyta, Magnoliopsida, Solanales, Solanaceae. The record is from RefSeq and is a predicted model, not a curated record.